AUGAAAAUUUUAUCUUGCAAAAUUAGGCCCUUGGGCAACUCUACGAGUCAUAAAGUACCAAUAACAGUUAUACUACUAGAAUCCGGUGCUAAUUGUAAUAUUAUAGGUCGAUGUGUUGGGAAUAUUCAUGAAAUAAAGAUUUCGAUCCUGUCUCAAGAUCGUAAAUGGGAGCAAGUAGUAGUUACUGAUGUUUUCGUUACUAAUAAACCCGAACCUGAAUCUGUACUGAUAUUGGGUCAGCCAUGGUUCCAGGAAAAUGCAAUAAAAGUGGACUUUUCUAAUAAAACUUUUACAUUGCUCGAUGGAACUGAUAUACAAUUAGUUAUUGGACCAAAAAUUCCACCACCAACACAGCUCAAUCAGUCUGUGGAUGAUUACUUCAAGAUGAUAAAGGUAUAUGCUACAACAUUGGAUAUUGACUUAGAAAAUCAAGACCUUAAGGAAACUUUCUUUAAUGGCCUAUCACGAGAUAAUAAAAAAGAAGUAAUUCGAUUCGGCUUUAAAAAGCCUUUGAAUAAAAUAGUCGUUCACUUGAAUAGAAUCUCAUCUGGAUAUACUGAUAUUCAAAAUUUUCAAUUCGGAAAUUUGAGUCAAGAGGAGUAUUGCAAAGCAAUGGCCUAG
Molecule: messenger RNA, 621 nt
Organism: Paraglomus occultum
Lineage: Eukaryota; Fungi; Glomeromycota; Glomeromycetes; Paraglomerales; Paraglomeraceae
Source: the annotation of a GenBank genome assembly